AUGCGGGGCUCGGAGGCGCCCGGUUCGGGCCAAGCUGCUGGCCGCCAGUCCCCUCCAGGGGGCGCUACCGGUGCCAGCCCUCUCCGCUCUUCGGGAAGCGGGGAGGCAGCCCAGGCCUGCCGGUCCUGGCAGGGACAGCAACGGAGGGAAGUUGGGGAGGGCUCUGCCGUUUGCCCAUUCCGGGCACAAGUCGCGUCGGGCACGGUGCUUCUGCAGCUGCCACCGCACUUUGCACGAGCCCCGAAACACGUCGCCCGUCUCCGCUUCCCGCGAUGCCAGCAGCCCCGCCCCCUCAAGGUUGCCUGCGCCGGGUUGGCGGAGCUCGAGGCGGCGAGGAGGGGGGGCGGUCGGGGGCGGGGCCUUCCCCUUGCCAGCCUUUCAGGAGGCGGCCAGCCGGCCGGCCGGCGUCACCACCCGAGCUGCCUCCGCCGCCGCCCGUUGCGUCCUGCCGGGCCCCGCCCCGCCGCCCCCGCCCCGCCUCGACCCCGGCNGGUGCAGGCGGCGGUUCGGAGCAGCUCCGCCGCCGCCGCCGCGCAGGUAGCCGCCAUCAGCCCUCCCGCCGCCGCCACCGUCUCCGGGCGACCUGCCGAAAGCCCCGGCGGCGGCGACGCCAGCACCCCCGCCGCCCAGCUGGCGGACGCCACGGCCACGCCGGCCUGUGGGGAGAAGCGGCUGCCGCAGGCGCUGAUCAUCGGGGUGAAGAAGGGGGGCACCCGCGCCCUGCUGGAGGCGCUCCGGGCGCAUCCCGACGUCCGCGCCGUGGGCACCGAGCCGCACUUCUUCGACCGCAACUACGGACACGGCCUCGACUGGUACAGGGAGCUGAUGCCCCGGACGCUGGAAGGCCAGCUCACCAUGGAGAAAACGCCCAGCUACUUCGUCACCGGCGAGGCGCCCGGGCGGAUCCACGCCAUGGCCAAGGACACCAAGCUGAUCGUGGUGGUGCGCGACCCGGUGACCAGGGCCGUCUCCGACUACACGCAGACGCUCUCCAAGAAGCCCGAGAUCCCGGCCUUCGAGGCGCUGGCCUUCAAGAACCGGACCCUGGGGCUGAUCGACGCCUCCUGGAGCGCCAUCCGCAUCGGCCUCUACGCGCUGCACCUGGAGAGCUGGCUCCAGGACUUCCCGCUGGCCCAGAUGCUCUUCGUCAGCGGGGAGCGGCUCAUCUCGGACCCCGCGGGGGAGCUGGCCAAGGCGCAGGCCUUCCUGGGCCUGCGGAGGGUGGUGACGGAGAAGUACUUCCAUUUCAACCAGACCAAGGGCUUCCCUUGCCUGAAGAAGCCCGAGGAGAGCGGCGCGCCGCGGUGCCUCGGCAAGUCCAAGGGCCGGACCCACCCCGUCAUCGACCGGGACGUAAUUCAGAGGCUGCGCAAGUUUUAUAAACCGUUUAAUGUCAUGUUUUACCAAAUGACCGGCCAGGAUUUCCAGUGGGAGCAGCAACAGGGGGGGCUCUGA
Molecule: messenger RNA, 1455 nt
Organism: Protobothrops mucrosquamatus (brown spotted pit viper)
Lineage: Eukaryota; Metazoa; Chordata; Lepidosauria; Squamata; Viperidae
Product: heparan sulfate glucosamine 3-O-sulfotransferase 2-like
Exons: 2
Coding region: 1-1455 (484 amino acids)
Molecular function (GO): [heparan sulfate]-glucosamine 3-sulfotransferase activity
Source: RefSeq, a predicted model, not a curated record